Triticum turgidum subsp. durum (durum wheat) is the source of this 537-nucleotide messenger RNA. Lineage: Eukaryota; Viridiplantae; Streptophyta; Magnoliopsida; Poales; Poaceae. The record is from the annotation of a GenBank genome assembly.
AUGGAGAACGACGGCGUCCCCAACGGACCAGCGGCGCCGGCGCCUACCCAGGCGACGCCGGUGGGGCGGGAGCAGGACCGGCUGAUGCCAAACGCAAACGUGAUCCGCAUCAUGCGCCGCGCGCUCCCUGCCCACGCCAAGAUCUCCGACGACGCCAAGGAAGCGAUCCAGGAAUGCGUGUCGGAGUUCAUCAGCUUCGUCACCGGCGAGGCCAAUGAACGGUGCCGCAUGCAGCACCGCAAGACCGUCAACGCCGAAGACAUCAUGUGGGCCCUAAACCGCCUCGGCUUCGAUGACUACGUCGUGCCCCUCAGCGUCUUCCUGCACCGCAUGCGCGACCCCGAGGCGGGGACAGGUCGUGCCGCUGCAGGCGACAGCCGCGCCAUGACGAGUGCGCCUCCGCGCGCGGCCCGGCCCGUGAUCCACGCCGUGCCGCUGCAGGCUCAGCGCCCGAUGUACGCGCCCCCAGCUUCGGUGCAGGUUCAGAAUCAGAUGCAGCGGCCCGUGUAUGCUCCCCCGGCUCCGGUGCAGGUUUAG